UUAAUAAUAUUAAAAAUGUGAUUUUAUUUGAAAUAAGUUUUAUAUGUACCUGGUUACAUUUGACAAAUUUUCACAAGCUUAAUGCUUUAUAUUUGAAUCAUAUUUUAAAUCAAGGUUAAAAUUCCUAGUGUAUUAUUAACAAAAGUUUUGCAAUUUAUUAAAAAUGAUNGGGGCCGCUAUCGAGGUGAACACCGAAGCUGAUCGUAGGAUAGGUGAACAAUGGGAACAUAGCGCAAACGCCGAGGUCAAAAUAUACGGCGCCGACGGCCACAUUCAUACCGUUAAGUGCGAGACAGAGUACGGCAACGGCUUGGGAACGGUCGGCGCCGAGGGUCCGAACGCCGGCAUCGAUAUCGGCGUAAAGUCGGGCACCGACUUCACGGGAGUGGCCCUAAUGGCUGAGGCCAGUGCCGUCAAAGCCGAGGCCACUUUAGGUCCGGCCUACGCCUCACUCAAUGUUAACGCCAACACCGGGGUCAAAAUGGGAACCGGAGGCUUUCAAUUGGGUGUACUCGGAUGGGGCGUGACUUUAGGUGUGGGCGGCCGAUGGACUGUAGAUACGCCGUUAGGGUCGGCCGGUGCUCAAGCGCCGGCUAUGACCCAUACGUUGCCCAAUGAGGUUAGGACUCGGCGACGCCAUAGUGGUGACAGGAAUUUGAUUACAAACUGAGCAAGGCAAAAUAAACGUGUUAUUUUAGUUUCGAAAAAUAUCCCAUAAUAUUGUUAUUACACAAGCAGUCACUUACUCGUUAGCUCAAUUUGGAUUUAAAAUAAGCAA
Messenger RNA from Oppiella nova, 778 nucleotides. The record is from the annotation of a GenBank genome assembly. NCBI's taxonomy places the organism in Eukaryota, Metazoa, Arthropoda, Arachnida, Sarcoptiformes, Oppiidae.